AUGUUAUCUUGUUGCAAUUGCAAUACAUUCAUAUUCUCUUUCCCUGUAAUUACCAUCAACAAACUCAAACAUACACAACACAGACAUAGACAAACCUUGGUCGUAGCUUCCAUCCACCACGACAGCCUCCGAGUUCUCGAAUGGGACAAACUCUCCGAUUUGGUCUCUUCCUUCGCCACCACUUCCUUUGGCCGUCACGCCCUCAAGGAUCAAUUAUGGUCCCAGAAUCGAACUUAUGAAGAAAGUCUCAAACUUCUCGAAGAAACCAAUGCCGCAGUUGAGAUGUACAAUCACGGCUCUUGUAGGUUGCAGUUUGGUCAGAUUGAUGCUAUGCUGGUGCAAACUGCAAUUCAAAAUGCACGGAGAACCAUACCGGUAACUGGCUACGAGGCAAGGGCUGUUUUGGCUCUUCUUCAGAGUUCUGAUUCCUUGCAGGGUGAUUUAAAAGCUACAAUUAAGCAAGAUAAAGAUUGGUAUAGUCGUUUCAUGCCUCUUACAGAAGUGAUAAUGGAGUUUGUCGUCAAUCGAUCUUUAGUUAAAGUGAUAGAACGAGUUACUGACGAAGAUGGCUCUAUCAAGGACUCUGCGAGUCCUGAGUUGCAAAAGUCACGUCAACAAGUGCAAGUGCUUGAGAGAAAGGUACAACAGUUAAUGGAAAGCUUAAUCAGAAAUGAAAAGAGUGAAACAUCAAUUCUUGAAGUGAAUAACAUUGAUGGUAGGUGGUGCAUAAGAGUGGAUUCUGGGCAGAAAACAAGUUUUAAGGGUCUAUUGUUAUCUAGUAGUUCAGGAGUAGGAAGUACUGUAGAACCACUUUCUGCUGUUCCCUUAAAUGAUGAGUUGCAGCGAGCAAGAGGUUUGGUUGCAAAGGCCGAAGCAGAUGUGCUCUUGGAAUUAACCAAAAAGAUUCAGCUGGAUGUUGAUGAUAUUGAAAAUAUACUAAACAGUUUGGUUCAACUAGAUGUGAUUAAUGCGCGUGCUACAUAUGGUCUUUCAUUUGGGGGAUCAAAUCCUCAUAUAUUUUUGCCUGAUAGGAAUAGCUCUUCUACUGCUCAAUCCUUAACAAAAAAUGACAAUUCCAAUGGACCGAUACCCAACAAUAGGGAAUGGAUAUUGCAUCUUCCCAAAGCUUAUCAUCCUUUAUUGCUCCAGAGUCACAGGGAAAAUUCUAAGACGGCCAAAGAAGACGUUGCUACUUCAGUUGCUGCUCUGGACAAAGGCCAACCACAGCCGGUACCGGUUGACUUUUUGGUAUCUAAUAAAACUCGUGUGAUAGUUAUAACUGGCCCUAAUACUGGUGGUAAAACAAUAUGUUUGAAGACUGUAGGAUUGGCUGCUAUGAUGGCAAAAUCAGGUCUCUAUGUUCUUGCUUCUGAAUCUGUACAAAUUCCUUGGUUUGAUUCUGUUUUUGCUGACAUUGGUGAUGAACAGUCCUUAUCACAGUCUCUGUCUACGUUCUCCGGUCACCUGAAACAGAUAAGUAAUAUUAAAUUACAGUCAACAAGACAGUCACUGGUGCUUCUAGAUGAGGUCGGUGCAGGAACAAAUCCCCUUGAAGGAGCAGCACUAGGAAUGUCAAUAUUGGAAUCUUUUGCCCAAGACGGUUGUUUAUUGACAAUAGCAACGACUCAUCACGGUGAACUUAAAACCCUAAAAUACAGUAAUGACGCCUUUGAAAACGCAUGCAUGGAGUUUGAUGAAGUAAAUUUGAAGCCAACUUACAAAGUUCUUUGGGGCAUACCCGGGCGCUCAAAUGCAAUCAAUAUAGCUGAGAGGCUGGGACUACCAUCUGUUGUUAUAGAUACUGCUCGUAAGUUAUACGGUUCUUCUAGUGCAGAGAUUGACGAGGUAAUUACUGAUAUGGAGAAGUUAAAACAAGAUUACCACCGGCGAUUAACUGAAGCACAUUAUUAUCUGCAACAAUCCAGAAGACUUCACAGUAGUCUAUUGAAAACCAGAAAGAAGAUCACGGAACAUAGUACAAGUCUAAGACUUAAAAAGCUUAGAGAUGUAUCUGCGUCUGCAGCGAUGGCAAGAUCCAUUCUUCACAAGAACGUCAGGGAGCUGGGUGCAUCAGCUAAGAAAAUUUCACAGCACAAUAAAGCCAUUAAGAGCUCUCCUGUAUCAACAACUAACGACCUCCAUACUGCAUCAGAUAAUAACAAAUCUACUCUUACAGAUAGAAAUCCAUCCGAUGUAAAAAAAAUUGAAAAAUCGUCAAAAGAUAGGUUUGCUGUUCCUAAAGUUGGUGAUACAGUGCAUGUUUCUGCCCUUGGGAAAAAAAUGACCGUUUUAAAAGUGGAUUCAUCCAAAGGAGAAGUUGAAGUUCAAGCUGGAAUCAUGAAGUUGAAGCUAAAAGUAACUGACAUUCAAAGAUUGUAG
Messenger RNA from Vicia faba (fava bean), 2379 nucleotides. The record is from the annotation of a GenBank genome assembly. NCBI's taxonomy places the organism in Eukaryota, Viridiplantae, Streptophyta, Magnoliopsida, Fabales, Fabaceae.